Molecule: messenger RNA, 3968 nt
Organism: Schistosoma mattheei
Lineage: Eukaryota; Metazoa; Platyhelminthes; Trematoda; Strigeidida; Schistosomatidae
Source: the annotation of a GenBank genome assembly
AUACCCGGGUAUUUCGACCUUAGUAGUCUGCAAACAGAUAGAAUUGCAAUGGGUUCACCAUUAGGUCCCCUCUUGGAUGAUUGCUUCAUGGAUAAUCUGGAAAAUAUGGUACUUCGACCAAUAAUUGAGCGAUUUCAUUCAUAUAAGAGAUUUAUGGAUGAUACUUUCAUUAUUUGUGAAGAUAUAAAUCUCAAUCAAAUUUUGAGUCGAUUCAAUAAUUGUCAUCACUCAAUCCAAUUCACGUUGGAAGCGGAUUCGAACGAGAACUUCAUCUUGAUGUCCGACUGAAAAGGUCAGAUGGUUGUUUACAGAGAUCUGUAUAUAGAAAACCGACCUGGGAUGGUCAGUACGCGAGCUUUCAUAGCUGGGUCCCAUUGAGUAGAAAGGAAAAAUUAAUUCACUCCUUAUUCUCAAGGAUCAGGUAAAUAUGUUCUAAUCACGUUAUAGAUGAUGAACUACAUCCUCAACAGACUCAUCAAAAAUGGUUAUCCACCUAAAUUCGUCGAUAAGAACUUGACACAUAGACAUCAUGAAAAAGCAUCAACAAUUCCAAAGAAAACUUUCUAUGAAUAUUGAAUUCAAAGGGGAUACGGCUGCCGAAAUCUUGAAUGGACGGAUUUCAAAAUCACUGAAUAAAAUCUACUCAGCUAAGCUCCGCAUUGUCUUCUCAAGCUGGCCUACCGUCCACGGAUAUGUUAAGGAUAAACUUCCUCUUUGGGUCUCGUCAACGUUCAUCUAUAAAUUUACUUGCUACUUUGAGACAGGUCACAUUGGCCGCACAAAGCGAUCACUUCAUAAAUGUACCUCAACAUUGCCUGGCGUGGCUUUCAAAAGAAUUCAAAACAGUUACCAUUUCAAUACAGAAUAUCUAGUUAACUCUGGACACGUCGCUUCGAAGGAGUCUUACUUUAAAAUAAUCUACACAAUCAAAGGAACUAGAUCAAAGAGAAGUUGAUUUAAAAACUUAUGUGCUACUGAGGCGUUGGUGAUCUACUAAUUUAAACCUUAACUCUGCGUACAAAGCGUCCAACCUCUCAUCUUUUCUUGGCCCUAAUUCCCUUCUGUAGAUGAUCAGAUCUACUGGUGGUUUACCGGAAUCAUCCACAACGUUUAAUAAACCGAACUGUGAUAGGGACGGCCAAUGCAAUACAGCUAACAGUUUAAAUAAUGUUGUUGUUGUUACAGUCCCGUCAGUUAAUCUGACAAAUCCAUCUACUUCAGUGAUUGUUGUUAGUCAAUCGACUACUACCAUGUCUAGUUCUAGUCGUAAUUCUCGAAAUAAUAUUAAUUACAAAUGUUCAUGCAAAGAGUUAGCAUCUCAUCCUUCUCAUCGUUCUAAUCAUUAUUCAUCUGGUGUUCAUUCAUCACAUUUUCAACAUCAUGGUAAUCAUCACCAUCAUCAUCAUUAUAAUCAUCCUUGUCCUAAAGAAAAUUACACCUCUCGUAGUGUCGUUGAAAGUAGUAAUUCAUCUUCCGCCAGUGGGAUAAGCAGUGGGACUAGUUCAAGUCAUCAUUAUUCUUCACAUUAUUCUACAUCUCAUCAAACUGCUUCAACUUUUCAACAAAACAUAAGACAUAAUUCAUUCCCCAUUAAAUGGAAACCAGCGAUAAGUAGACACUUACAAGAGUUCAUGAUCAGUCAAUGGGAACAGUUUCAUGCACAUCUGUUACAUUCGAAUAAUAUUGUUACAAAAUCAUGCUGUACUGGAGCAACAACAAUAAAUACUGGUACACUGACAACAGUAGCUAUUAAUAAUCAGUUUACCACGUCUGGUGAUUCCACUAAUAAUCAUGACAGCCCAUCAUCAUCAAAUGACAUGACUUCAUCAAGAACUAGUUUAUCUGAUAAUUCUUCAUCAGGGCAAAUCGCUAAUUCCCAAUCUAAUAAUAAUGGUAGUAAUAAUAAUAGUGGUAAUAAUUCACCCUCGAUAAUUGAAUCAAAUAUUAUUGGUCGUAGUAGCAGUAGUAGAGUGAAUGAUUUACCUGUUACACUAGCUACUAUUACUACUACUACUACUAUUAGUGAUACAACACAUGGGCCUGGUAGCAAUAAUGUCAGUAGUAACACUUGUGGUGUUGCGAUAAGCAGUUGUAGUAGUUAUCCUAGACGUAAACAAAGUUGUGGAUAUGUUACAAAUCAAAUGGGGAAGGUUAUGAAUACAGGUUCAUUGGGGUGGAAAAGAAAUCAGACUUCAGGAAGAAAAAACUCCUCACCUGGUAAUUUCAACAAUCGAUAUCCUGUAAAUUACUUCAGUAAUCGAAACUCUUCAUUCAUUAUAUCUACUACUACUACUACUACUACUACUUCUACCACUGCUACAUCAAACAGUCUACUUCCUGUUGUCACGUAUAUUUCAUCAUCUAUAACCACCAUCACCACCACUACCACAACAACAACUCCAACAGUAGUGAAUUCAUCAAAUACUGAUCAAAUGAGUAUCACCACUGUAACCGUAAAUAAUCAACCCAAUUCGCAAAGUUCAAGUGUGAUUGAUUUUAAAACUAAUCCUUCAGUACCCACUCUAUCGUCGUCAUCAUCAGAGAGUUGUAUACAACAGAAAGUUUCUUCUCUUCCUGAAUCCAAUUCAAUUUUUAAAGUUGAUAUUUACAACACUUUGACUGUAACAAAUUCAAUAAUAAAUUCACAAAAAUUGGAAAUAAAAACAGAGAAUAUUGAUAAAGUUUCAGAUAUGAAAAUUCAUGUUAACAACAACUGUGUUGUUAUAGCACAACAACAUCUGUCUGACUUACAUCUUACCAGUGGUGAUGAUAAUAAUAAUACAGUUAAGUUGAAAGAAGAUAUUCCAGUUGACGAAUCGAAGAAAAAUUCAUGUGUAACUUUAUCCAAUUCAUCAUUUUUAUUAUUGCCUGAAGAAGAGAAAACAUCAACAACUGCAUUGAUUUCGAAAGUUGAUCAAGAAAUCGGAAGUUCUAUUAGCUGUGGGAAAGUUGAAGAAGGUGAGUGCUACUGGACUCCGGAUCCCCCAGCCUCUCCUGAAAAUAACACUACCCCACAUGAAAAUUAUUCCAGUAGUUAUCAUUCAACUAGUAUAUCUCCAAGUCCUCCACAACUAUCAGUUUCAUUACCAUGCUCAAAAGAUCUAAACGCUACUGCCUAUCAUCCACCGCUUGGUAUCCGUACAGAAUUAUCUUCAAUGCUUGAUUUUCGUCGAUGCAGUCAACCCAGAGGUUCUCCUCUUAUCUCUUCAUCUAACAAUAGUAGGUUAGAAAGCCUCAAUGAUGUUGAUUAAAAUUCUAAUCAGCAUUCUUUUUCUAUUGUCUGUUAUAAUCAUCAAUAUUUAAUUGCCUCCAGGUUUUCUUUAUUUUGGAAAAACUAAAAACCAUUUUAUUUUCGUUUUGACCAAUUGACAAACCGGUGGGUUCCUCUGAACCUGCACUUACGCUUGUCACAUUUUUCUUAUACUGCAUUAAAUUGUUUUAGUCCCCUAUUUAUCUGAUCUAUUUACCUAUAUAAUUAUACAAUAAAAUCUAUGAUUUGAGACUGUAUAAUAAUUUUAUUCAGUUAAUCAUAUAACUUAUUAUUUGAGCGGAUUUUGCAUUUGCUUAUUUGUUAUUUUUAAUUGCGAAGUUGAUUAAUUAUCGUUUACUGAUUUUGUUUAACUACUGAUAUCGUUUGUUAGUAAUAUAAUAUUUUAUUUCAUUUUGUUUUUACCCCAAUACUUGUAUUUUUAUCGUUCGUUCAAGGGGAUUAAUAAUAUAAGCUGGUAAUUUAUUUAUUAUUGUUAUUAUUCUGUGUAGGUAUCUUUUAUGCUGCCAAUUGUAUGUUUAUUUAUGUUGUCUUGUGCAUUUUCCAGGUUCUGUCCCCUCCUCACAGCCUCAAUUUGAAUUUUCUGUGCUAUUAUGGAUAAUUUCCAUAGUAGUAGUAUUAUUAGUUUUGUUUAUUUCUUAUUUAGCUGAUUUUCCAUGUUUUAAUUUUAUAAUAAUACAUUUCAGAGUAGAGGUUUUUU